Molecule: messenger RNA, 1782 nt
Organism: Haemonchus placei
Lineage: Eukaryota; Metazoa; Nematoda; Chromadorea; Rhabditida; Trichostrongylidae
Source: the annotation of a GenBank genome assembly
AUGGCAUUUCCACCUACUGACAAUUCAGGGACAGGAAUCGGCACAAAAUUGAAUGGUAGUGGAACAAAAUCUAUUUCAACUUCUACUCAUGCAAACAUUUCAGCUUCUGCGGAGUUUAAUAACUCGGAGUCUUCUCAAAGUCUUGAGUCACUGUCUUCGCCAGUCGUCUGCGAUAGCGGGUUAGAUGAAGAUGAGGAAUUUGAAAAAGAAAUGUGUCUCAUGCUUACGGGCAACCAUCCCCAAACGACUUACUCUCGCAAAGUUUUUCUUGGUGGUCUCCCUCCCUACACUGACCCAGAUGAUCUCCAACGGUUUUUUGCUACAUUCGGUGAAGUGGAGAUUGUGUGGCCACUGACAGAAAACACCGACUCUGAUCAAGAAGGCAUUGUUUACGGUUACGCAUUCGCAGUUUUUGCCUCGGCUGAUUCCGUAGUCAAUCUCGUCAACAAAUGUGCUCAAAUAAACGGGAAAUUUUCCAUUUCAGUACCUGUGGGCGGUACUAGACAUGUCUCUAUUCACGUUCGAGUGUGGCUGAACCGAAAUACAAAAUACUUCAGUGAAAAUGGUUCAGACUUUAUGGAUAAACUCACUAAGAACGCUAUCUUCGUAGGAGGUCUUCCCCGCACAGUGACAGCUAAAGAACUUUUCGAUCUUAUGUCGCUCACGUUUGGUGAUGUUAUAAUGACACAGAUUGAGGUCGAAUUGGAGACGGAUUAUCCAAAAGGUGCGGGAUGUGUCGUAUUUCGUGAUCGUGAUUCAUUUUUGGUGGCAAUCGCACGUCGUUUUGCAGGUUUUAAGUUCACAGAGUGUUUCAAAAAGGUCGAGUUGAAACCGUAUCUAAUCCGAUUUACGCAAUGUGAUGUAUGUCAAAAGUCAAGAGCCCGUAAUUUUUGUCCACAGUUACGAUGCCUCAAGUAUAUGUGUGAGUCGUGCUGGCAACAUGCGCACGUGGACCUUGAUAAUAAUAGUGAACACCUUCCUAUGGUUCGUUCGCCGCCUGUUCGGGCUCGCUUUACGACGAACAACCCUUUAAUGCAAAAGGAGCGCGAAGCUUCAAUCGGUUAUCCACUUCAGUCUCAGAAUAACACGAUUGAAAAUAGUGAAAAAGCCGAGGUUCACGCUAGAAAUUUAUAUCGACUAGUUAAUUCGCUUCCCAUUACUCCAAUUUCGCUGCUGGAAUCCAUGAGUGAACCACACAGAGACUGGAAUACAGACUGUGGUAUGUUCGACAGUCGCGGACCACCUCCACAUUCCGAAGCGCGCGAUUUCACGGGCACAAUUCAGCCAUCUCCACGUCGUUCUAGCUCCAGAAAGUCUACUUCUGAAGCGCGCCAUGAUUCGCAUCGUACCAACCAGCGCAUGUACUGGAACAAGUGUUAUACUCGGGGAUCUACUCAUGCACCACGCUCCCAAUUCUCUCACAAUUCGUACUACGCCAAAGAUUACAAUGCACCUGAUCGAGGCUACGGUAGCAUUGACUGGAAUGGAAGUUACGGUGAUACGGUCAACUUCUAUCCAACAGCAUCAACGGCCUACUGUGAUUCGUGGUCUGAACGCAUUUCAGCCCUCGCUAAUUCUUCUUUUUCAAGACCUGUACUUAUGUCUCCAUAUCGUUUGAACCACUUCGUUCGUGCACGUACAUCGUUUUCUCCCACUAUACGUCGACCGAAUCAACGUCCAACUAGUGCGCAAGCACAGAAGUCGACAAACGAUUAUAACGAUACUACCAAGGAUCUCAAUGAUAAUGUCGCUCUUCUGGUUUCUCAGUUCCAACUAUUUUGA